Canis lupus familiaris (dog) is the source of this 2409-nucleotide messenger RNA. RefSeq names its product peptidase inhibitor 16 (gene PI16). Gene Ontology annotation, cellular component: extracellular region. Bases 259 to 1512 code for a protein of 417 amino acids. NCBI's taxonomy places the organism in Eukaryota, Metazoa, Chordata, Mammalia, Carnivora, Canidae. The record is from RefSeq and is a predicted model, not a curated record. The transcript is spliced from 6 exons.
CACAGCACUUGGCCUGAGCCCCCGUUACCAAGAGAAAGAAGGCUUUUGCCAAGGACUCUGAGGGGAGAUAAAUGCUGGGAGCGAACUCAACUCUGGUCAGGACCCAAGCACCCAGCCCUCCUGGAGACAUUGUGUGAGCUGGGCCAGGCCUGCAGACAGCCCCUCCCGCCGCCCCAGCCAGGGUGGUGCUUGUGUGGGAAGGACUUUAAAUCCAGCUGCCAGACCCCUGGCCGGGAGAGGCUGAGAGGACUGGCCACCAUGCACAGCUCCUGUGAUCUGCUGCUGCUGCUGCUGCUGCUGCUGGCGGCCACCGUGGGCCCUGCUGGCGCCCUCACUGAAGAUGAGAAACGUGCAAUGGUGGAGCUGCACAACCUCUACCGGUCCCAGGCAUCCCCACCUGCGGCUGAUAUGCUGCAAAUGAGGUGGAACGAGGAGCUGGCCGCCUUCGCCAAGGCCUACGCGAAGCAGUGCGUGUGGGGCCACAACAAGGAGCGCGGGAGGCGCGGCGAAAACCUGUUCGCCAUCACGGGCCACGGCUUGGACGUGCCGCUGGCCAUGGAGGAGUGGCACCACGAGCGCGAGCACUACAACCUCAGCGCCGCCACCUGCGACCAGGGCCAGAUGUGCGGCCACUACACGCAGGUGGUCUGGGCCAAGACAGAGAGGAUUGGCUGUGGCUCCCAUUUCUGUGAGAAGCUCCAGGGUGUCGAGGAGACCAACAUCCAUUUGCUGGUUUGCAACUAUGAGCCUCCGGGGAAUGUGAAGGGAAAGAAACCCUACGAGGAAGGCACUCCGUGUUCCCUCUGUCCAUCCGGCUACCGCUGCGAGAGCUCCCUCUGCGAACCCGUCGCGGGCCGGGAAGAGGCUCAGGAUUUGCCUGGCCUGGUAACCGAGGCCCCAUCCUCCCUGGCAACUGAAGCUUCAGGCUCUGGCAAAAGCCGUAUCCCUUCUUCCCUGGCAACAGAAACUCCAGCCUCCUUGGUAACAGAGGCCUCAGGCUCCCUGGAAACCAAGGCUCUACCUGCUGUAGAAACCAAGGCCCCAUCUUCCGUAGCAACGGAGGAGCCCCCCUCCACCGCAAGGGAGGCUCCACCUUCCUUAACGACUGAGACCCCUUCCUUGUUGGUGUCUCACAGCCUGUUCUCCUUGGAUGAGGGGCCAGCUACCUCCCCCAAAUCAACCCAUGAGCCCAUCUCCAAAUUGGCAGACAAAGAGGCCAGCAGGACAAGAAUGACUUCCAAGAGCCCAGAGAGUUCUCCACACCCCAAGAUGUUCUUGAGAGGGACACGGGAGCCACUACCCCAGUCCCAGAAGGUGGGCAAGGCUGAGGCAAAGUUAUCUCCUUCCAGUGAGGUCUUGGCUUCAGUUUUUCCAGGCCAGGACAAGACAGGUGCAGAGGGCCCUGAAAAACCUAGCAUCAAGUCAGGGCUGAACCAGGGCCCUGGUCAUAUCUGGGGCCCCCUUCUGGGACUGCUGCUACUGCUUCCCCUCGUGCUGGCUGGAAUCUUCUGAAGGGGUCACCACUCAAAGGCAAGGCCUGUGGGGAGACCCUGGCCUUAUGCCCACACUGCAUUGUCUUUCUCCAAGUAAGAGGCCACAGUUUCCUGGGCAGGUCCUGCUCUGUGGCCCAGUAGCCCCCCUUGACCCCAGCUUCCGGCCGGACUCCAGGCAAGUGACCUGUGCCCCAGGAGGCCUCUAUAAGCCCGACUCCUGGCACUGGCUCAGGAGUGCCUCUGUCCCUAUGGAGGUCCACCCCUCAGCUAGCUGCAGAUUGUUCUGAGCAGUGAUCCUGUGGCUGCUUGUGCUCAUUCUCCAGUGUCCUGGUGGCCAUGGUUCUGCUCUUCCAGGAACGGAUCUCAGCGCUUCCCAGAAACCCCUUGACCCCUCCUAGGUCCCUGGCUUCUUCCUUCAGCCAUCUGAGUCUGGGGCUAUUCCCAGGAAUACCUCCUGCCUUCCCAGGCUGAAGAGGUCAGCAGUCCUCCUGCCAUCUCCCCCACACUGCCCCUCACCCCACAAACAAGAUGCUUCUUGGCUGAAGGUGCUCUGAAAGGGAAAGGCUGCAGGACACCUGCCUCAUCCUCAAACACCUUGGGGGCAUGAGGCCUGGCUGGCUAUGAGCUCAGGGUGCCAGCCGGAGCGCCUCCUGCCCCUCCAGUCUUAAUCUUAGGGUGUAGGUGGAGAUUCAGGGGAGAUCCCUGGCUACCUGGAUGGACUGCCACUGCAGAUAGGGGGCUCUCCCUGAGUGCCCCUUCCCCCUACUUGCAGAUGUAGCUGGGGAGGUGGAGUUGUGAAGGGCAGAUGAAGGACAAGCUCAUCUGAAUGGGGUUCCAUGAUAGGCAGAGACCGGGAAGGGAAGCCUCCCCCCUCCCCCCGCCCCCGGACUCCCGAAUAAAAGCCUGUGUAAGAGUA